Trichomonas vaginalis G3 is the source of this 348-nucleotide messenger RNA. RefSeq lists its product as uncharacterized. Lineage: Eukaryota; Parabasalia; Trichomonadida; Trichomonadidae. The transcript has a single exon. The record is from RefSeq and is a predicted model, not a curated record. The coding region runs from base 1 to 348 and encodes 115 amino acids.
AUGACAUUGACCAAUCCAAUGCUCAGGUUCUCGAUUUCAAUAUUCAUCAGGAUGCAUCCAAAGCUCCAGCUCCGAUCAUGUGUCAACUUCACAUAUGAACAGUUGAAUACCUCGCUGACAUUAUUGAAUCCAACUGUGGAAGGGCCAGAAGAGGAAGAGGGUCAAUUUUCAACAAUCGAGUCUCUCUCCUCACGCUCACAUAUUACUGCACAUACUUGCCCUAUUCAGCAUUAUGUCCGUGCUACAUAUUUCCCAGUCAUGCUAUUCCAAAUUAGUUACAAGAACUACCAAUGUUAUGCAUUUCAAUCUUUGCGAGCUAUUUUCUUCCCAAUCACUGUCCACCGUUAA